GAGGCUAUGAAAAGUACAUGGCCGAGUAUGCCGCGCCGUACCAAGGCUACAUGCAGGGUGGCGGAGGCAGCAGUGGGGGAGGCGACUACCAGAAGUACUACCAGAAGUACAUGACUCAGUAUGGUUCUGGGGCAGCUGGCAGCUAUGAGAACUUCAUGUCCAAAUAUGCCGGUGGCUAUGCCAGCAAGUACAUGCCUUCUUCAAGUGCUGGGUCCCAGGGGUCCAGUGCUGCUCAGCCCGUCGCCUUCGCUGCCGGCCACGGCUCCGAUGAGAGCAGCUCGAAGUCUCAGUCCUCCGAUCGCCCCUCUGCAGAAAGUCCUCAACAAAGUGGCUACAAGCAGUACAUGGACUACUCUAAGUACACCCAGAAUGCCGGGCAAGGCGGUGAUUACAAGCAGUACAUGGACUACUCCAAGUACACGCAGAAUCACGGCUCGCAGGGCGGCGACUACAAAAAGUACAUGGCAUCGUACGCGGGUGAUUACAGCAAGUACAUGAAUGGACAGGGCUCGCAGGGCGGCUCCCAGGGUGGUGAUUACAAGCAGUACAUGGACUACUCCAAGUACACGCAGAAUCAUGGCUCGCAGGGCGGCGACUACAAAAAGUACAUGGCAGAUUACUCAAAGUACAUGCACCAGGGACAGAGCGGCCAGGGAGUCUCUGCAGCUUCCGUGUUCCUGGCGGCCUCCGGACCCAACGCAUCGGCGCACUCCGAAAAGCAAUCUUCUUCUUCCGAAUCCGAAGAGCAAUCUUCUUCUUCCCAUUCUGUUUCUUCGAAGCCGAAGGAGGCUGAAGAUCAGCGUGAGCAGCGCGAGCGUGUCCGUGAGCAACGUGAGCGCCAGCAGGAGAAGCAGGAUUUGCGCCACGAACUGCAGUCCGAGAAGGAAAGCCUGCGUGCCGAGCUCGCAUCAGAGAAGGCCCGUCUUAAGAACGAGCUUGCUGCUGAAGCCAAGCAGGCUGCUGCAAGAGCCGCCAAGGCCGCCCAGGCUGCCAAGGAAGCAGCUGAGGCUGCUGGCCACAGCUCUGCACCAGAGCUUCUGGUUUCGGGCGAGCAAAACACGGAGCAGUCCAAGGAGAACGCCGAGCUGCAGCAGGAGCAGCAGCGGCUUCAUGAUGAGUUGGCUGCAGAGAAAGCACACCUUCGGAAAGAGUUGGCCGCUGAAAAGGAGCACUUGCGCCAAGAGCUGGCGUCCGAAGCGGCGAGGGAGCAGAAGGAGCAGGCGGACGAGCAGGCAGCAGAGAAGGAUCAGCAACCUGCUUCAAACUCUGGCCCCCACGUGCUUGCUGCCGUCCGUGCUGGCCCUCAUCCACUGUUCGUUGCAGUUGCUGCUUUGUUCGCCUGCGCGCUCAUCGUCGCUGGUGGUGUUGCGGCUGCGCGUGUAUGGCGCCGGCGCCAAGUGGUAGAAGAAGCUGACGACUACCUCAUGUAUGUGGAGGCUCCCCUGACGCUCGCGUAA
Molecule: messenger RNA, 1457 nt
Organism: Symbiodinium pilosum
Lineage: Eukaryota; Dinophyceae; Suessiales; Symbiodiniaceae
Source: the annotation of a GenBank genome assembly